CUUUUUAAUAUUGUUUUCUUUAAGUAAGGUAACAGAAGUCAAAUCCACACAUAUUGGGGCACGUGCAUCAGAUGAGUCAAUAUUGAGAAGAAUUAAUCGGUUGAAUAUGUCGAAGGAAGGACACCAAAUUUGUGCCUGAGAGAGUACAGCCACCAUACGGAUCUAAAUCGAUAUGCAGAUCCUUUGAAAGUAUAGAAUGCAACCAAGCAAAACAAUACCCAACUAUGAUUGACUGAGUCUGUUCACGAGUGAGAGCAAUCAUUUGGAUGAACAGCAGAACGAAAUGACCGCACUAAAGUCGCAGUACAAGAAACUGAAAAAUGAAGUAAAAGAGGGCGAUGAAACUAUCGCGAAGUUAAGUAAUGACAUUGUUUAUAUAAAGGGCAGACUCAGUUUGAUAGAAAAUGUAUUGUUACCGAAAGAAACAGACGAUUCGAAAAUCCGUACUGCUGCAGUAACGUACAACAAUGGAACGGUACACAACAGAGAAUCAGCAGAUUGUUGUGGACAAACAGAUCCAGCUGACUCUUUGACUGAAACUUUCGAAAAGCGCUUGAAAGGUCACCAAUCACAUGCAGAAUAUGGAACUAUACUUAAUAUGGAAGAUUUAGAUUUAGAAGACUAUGUCCCAAGAGGUGCAACAGGAGGAUCUGAUGAUCAUAGAGACAAGAAACUGGAUUAUCACAGCGGUGAUACAAUUAGCAAGAAAUCACUGCAACUAAAAGCGAGUGUGGUGAAACAAGAUGUACAGCUAGUGUACGAUGGAGAGAGGCACUGGCGGUUUGUUUCACAAAUGGAACGGUAUCGAAAUCGUGAACUAUUUCAAGACCUUGAGGAUAUUCAUGUUAUUAUUUGCUUGGACAUAUCAGAAAGUAUGGCUCAGUCUAACGGUUGGACAGAAGCACAUACUUUCCUGACUGACUAUCUAACAGGUCUAGAAAAUAUGUCCAAAUCUAACGAUUUGAAAACCGAGCACGUUGCUUUUAUAACAUUCGGACACGAAACGAAGAUUCAAAGGGGAUAUACAAAUAGUUACAUGGAAGUUCGGGAGCAACUUGAUGAAUUGAAACUUGGUGGACCAACGCAGAUGUAUGGUGGAAUUUUGUUGGCUGACGCUGUGGCAUUUUGUACCAGAUUUCACAUCGUAGGCCUGAAUAAUGGUGCCCAAAUCCUUACCAAGAUAAUCAUAAUAUCAGAUGGCAGACCAACAGAAUCAGAUUUAAUUGCUGGUCCAGAUAUUCAAGAUACCAGAAAAGUAGACGAGACAAAAGCAAAGAUAUUACAAGAAAUGGAAGAUUUUCGAAGGACUCAUAGAGAUGUAUUUUUUGUUCCGGUUGGCAAUUCUGAUCUGGACUUUUUCGAUACGAUGGCCGCUUGUUCAAAUGGAAUGCUCCUAGACUAUAGAUACGGAAAGCGGUUUUCAAGAAGACAGUACUUGACAAAACAGUUAUUGGAUCCAUUUGGGAUGAUGACUCACGUUUUGACACGUGGUUUAGAUUAUGGUCUUUCUAAUGAAGACAAGGAGGACAUGAGAAACAUUCAAGAAAGAGGAAAACGUCAUUUUGACGAACAAGCAGCAACUCCGGAUGAAAGAAACAUGUACGGUGAAAUUAAAAGUAAACAAUUGCCAUCAGUUGGAAGCCGUGUUCGGCGAGGCCCUGAUUGGCAUUAUCAAAAUCAAGACAAAAAUGGUCCUGGAACGCUGAUAGGUCAAUGUGAGAAUGAUCAACAGGUUUGGGUUGAGUGGGAUACAGACGCUCAACAAAACGUGUAUCAUUAUGGAUCAGGAGGAUACGAUAUACUUGUUGUUGAUGAACCGAGGAAGUUGAAACCAGGAGAAAACAUUGCUGUGGGAUGUAAAGUGAAACCAGGUAAGGCCUGGAAAAGUUCUGAGGGGCAAAUGAAUCACGGAACUGUUAUUAAAAUGGACAAACGAAAUAAAACAGCAAUGGUUCGAUGGAAUAAUGGUAAAAGAGGAGAGUACUCUUACGACGAUGAUAAAUUAGAAGUGAUAGAAAUAGAACGGAACCUUCAAUACAGUGGUGACAGCCAUGAUUCAGCACAUUCAAAUGUUGCUCCAAACAAUGAAUGGAAACCUCAGCAAACACCGACAAUCGAAGAAUUUGCAGCAAAACAGACAAAGAAUAAAAAUAAAAACAUUCGCUGAUAAUGAAAAUAUAGUGCAGUUUUUGUUUUGAAUUCGUAAUAACAUUAAACUAAGUACUUAAAGGUGUGUUUACGUUUGAUCAAAAGAAACUGAUUAUUUGCAAAGAUAUUAGUAUUCGAUGUAAUGAAUGCUUUGAAGAGAUUUAUUGGUGUCAAUAACAUCUGUUAUACAAUGUGCAUCAUUAUGCUCCCCGAAGGGGAAGCAUAUACCAUCGCUUCGUCCGUCCGUCGGUCUCUCCGUCCUGCUUUUCUUGUCCGAAAGUAUUUCUCAGCAACCACUGGUUGGAAUUUAGCUAAACUUCACAGGGGGCUUCACUAUGAAGAGAAGAUGCGCAUAUUGUCUUCGUGUUUUGGUCGGAUGAUUUUUUACCCAGUAAUUGCCCUUUGAUUAUUCAAAAAUAGUAUACUAUAGUACAGUUCUUGUCCGGAGUAUUUCUCAGUAACCACUGUUUGAAAUUUAGGCAUAUUUCAUAAGAAACUUUACUAUUAAAAGGAUAUGCGCAUAUUGUCUUCAUGUUCCGAUUGGAUGAUUUUUCACCUUUUGAUUAUUCAGCAAUAGUAUACUUUAGUACAAUUCUUGUCCGGAGUAUUUCUCAGCAACCACUGUUUGAAAUUUAGUGAAACUUCAUAGAAAGCUUCACAAUCAAAAGAAAACGCGCAUAUUAUCUUCAUGUUCUGGUCGGAUGAUUUUGCACCCAGUUAUUGCCCUUUGAUUAUUCAAUAAUAAUAUACAAUUCUUGUCAGGAAUAUUUCUUAAUUAUUCAAUAAUAAUAUACAAUUCUUGUCAGGAGUAUUUCUUAAUUAUUCAGUAAUAAUAUACAAUUCUUGUCAAGAGUAUUUCUUAAUUAUUCAAUAAUAAUAUACAAUUCUUGUCAGGAGUAUUUCUCAGCCAUAUUUCAUAGGAAGCUUUACUAUCAAAAGCAGAUACGCAUAUUAUAUUCAUGUUUCGGUCCGAUGAGUUAUUGCCCUUUGGUUAUUCAACAAUAGUAUACAAUGGUAAAAUUCUUGUCCGGAGUAUUUCUCAGCAAUCACUGGUUAGAAUUUAGUGAAACUUCAUAGAAAGCUUUACUAUCAAGAGGAGAUGCGCAUAUUGUCUUCGUGUUCUUGUCGGGUGAUUUUGCACCCAGUUAUAGCCCUUUAAUUAUUCAAUAACAGUAUACUGUAGUACAAUUCUGGUCCGGAGUAUUUCUAAGCAAUCACUGUUUGGAAUUUAGCCAGAUGUCAUAGGAAGCUUCACUCUUAAGAGGAGAUGCGAAUAUUAUCUUCGUGUUCCAGUUGGAGAUUUUUCAACCAGUUAUUGCCCCUUGAUUAUUCAACAAUAGUAAACUAUAGUAAAAUUCUUGUCCGGAAUAUUUCUCAGUAAAUACCGGUUGGAAUUUAGCACUACUUCAUAAUAAGGUUUAUCAUCAAGAGGAAAUGGACAUAUUGUCUCCAUAUUCCAGUCGGAUGAUUUCCUACCGAGUUUUUUUCUAUUGAUCAUCCAACAGUAGUAUAUUAUAGUACAAUUCUUGUCUGGAGUAGUUCUCAGCAACCACUGGUUGGAAUUCAGCCAUGCUUCAUAGGAAGCUUUACUUGAUAGUAUCAAAUGAAGAUUGGCAUAUUAUCUUCGUGUUGUGGUUGGAUGAUUUUCCACUGAUUUAUUGCCCUUUGAUUAUUUAACAACGGUAAGCUAUAGUGCCAUCAUAGUUCAGAAUAUUUUCAUCAACCACAGCCUGGAAUUCAGCAAACAUUCAUUGGACGCAAGGUGCGCGUAUUUUCCUAAAUAUCCGUUGGAAUAAGUUUUCAGUGAGAUAUUGCUUUGGUCAGUCAACAUCAGUAAACUAUAUGUGCUCAGUCAGUAGAUUCAACUUUUGUUCUUUCAAUAUGCACAUUUCGAGCAUCCAUUGGUUUUACCGAUAUUUCUUGUUUUAUUUGCGUUACGCUGUUGUGGCUGUGCUGAAAAUGUAAUUGGUUGAUUGAUCGCAUUUGGUGUUGCUAGGCGUUGUUUCGUGUUUGUGUGUGUUCGAAUACUGAAUCCGGUUAAAAUAUUGAUUAGCAGAUAUAAAGCAGCAAUUGAAUAUUACUGAUUAUAUUCUCUUUGUAAGAAGUUGAUGUAUAGAGAAUAUUUGUUCUGAGAAGUGAGAAAAUGUAAAAUAUUUUCAUGAGCGCGUAGCGCGAGUGAAAAUUUUCUCACUUUGAGGUGAGAUAUUCUAUAUUCACGAAACACAAAUUUUCGUUUUAUUUUAUGCUUAAUUUCGUUGAGAUAUGCAUUUUGCAACACUUUUUAAUCUCAGCGCGGGAAACAGAUGCGCGUAAACGAACAUGACGUCAGACGUGUUGUGACGUUAGAAAGACGCACACGACAUAAUAUUUCAUUUCAUUUUAAUUCUUGAUGCAUAACGUUGUGAAAUUCUCAUUAAGUGAAAUAAUUUGAAUCGAGAAAUAUAUUAUAAUGAACAAAGUGCGACUACAAUUUUCAUCCUGUUUUAAUCGGCAAAGCUAUAUCAUUUACAGUGAGUGAUAUGCAGUGAGUGAUAUGGAUUAUAUCUCACUGAUAAAACACAUUAUUCUAUACCUAUUUUAUCUAUCCAAUUGCGAACGUUCAUUUGCAACACGUGACCGUACACUAUAUUACGGUAUUUGGAUGCACGUGCGUACAAAAAUCCUGUAUUUUCUGCAUUUGGACGCACGCGCGUACAAAAAAUCCUGUAUUUUCUGUAUUUGGACGGUUCCACAGUCCCAUGUUAAACAUAUGAUAAAGCCAGAAACGCGUGAAAAUGUUCCGAAUGUAAAUCGGAUGAAGUAGGCGCUCUGUGUACAGAGUUUGAUUAUGUGUCUUGAAAUCUGGAUUUAAUUUUAGUUUUUUUUUUUUUUUUGUUUUUUUUUUACAACACACAAAAACGAUUCAAGGGAUAACAACGCUAUCUGAUUUAGAUAUUAAAACGUUCAUUAAUAAAUACAGUAAAAAGGAUCAUCAGAUGUUGGAAUAUUUGAAACGUCGCUAAAAGAAGCCGUUCCGGACGAACCUAGAAAUUGGUGUCUGAAUAGCUACCUAAGCAUUUUUGUUUAACGGUUAGAAACAAAAUGGAGAAGACUAUGAAUGGCAGCGGACGGGCUGUCAGCAUCCAAAACAUGUCUGCUCUAUAAUUCAGUUUUCGUCGGCUCUUCACCAAACUUGCUGAGAAUGUUUUUGGGCAUUACAUCUCGGCCAGUUUCGAUAACCAGCCAAAUUGUACCAGGCACUCUUUGAUUAUAGUCCUUGAAUUACUCGAAAAACGGGGAAUUUAGCUUUGUUCGCUCUUUCAAGUCUAACAGUUUUCAUCCGAUCUUCACCAAACUUGCUGACAAUGUUUGUGGGCAUAAUAUCUGAGCCAAGUAUUAUUACCACCCAAAUUACCACCCAAAUCGUAGUGUCGUAGGAAGGUUGCACCAUAUACUCUUUUUAAUGAUGAUACGCAGAAAAAACAACAUUCAAUGAAUUACGUAUAUUACGUAUGAAGUGAAAUAAAUAUAGAAUAAAAAGGUUAUUUAAGGUCUAACAUUGUUCUGUAUAAUAAUUAUAUAUUUGCACUCAUACCAAGCCGGGAAAAAAAGACAGGAAUACAAUAUUCAGUAAAACAUUUUUAAUUUAAAUUAUUAUUAUAGUAAGAUAAAAUAGA
Mercenaria mercenaria is the source of this 5804-nucleotide messenger RNA. RefSeq lists its product as uncharacterized. The transcript has 20 exons. The coding region runs from base 284 to 2167 and encodes 627 amino acids. Lineage: Eukaryota; Metazoa; Mollusca; Bivalvia; Venerida; Veneridae. Gene Ontology annotation, biological process: protein ubiquitination. Gene Ontology annotation, molecular function: metal ion binding; ubiquitin-protein transferase activity. The record is from RefSeq and is a predicted model, not a curated record.